Molecule: messenger RNA, 2066 nt
Organism: Syngnathus acus (greater pipefish)
Lineage: Eukaryota; Metazoa; Chordata; Actinopteri; Syngnathiformes; Syngnathidae
Product: cytochrome P450
Exons: 10
Coding region: 119-1723 (534 amino acids)
Biological process (GO): cortisol metabolic process; C21-steroid hormone biosynthetic process; cellular response to peptide hormone stimulus
Cellular component (GO): mitochondrial inner membrane
Molecular function (GO): heme binding; iron ion binding; oxidoreductase activity, acting on paired donors, with incorporation or reduction of molecular oxygen
Source: RefSeq, a predicted model, not a curated record
AGUGAGUCACCAUGUGGGUCGCUCCGUGUCAAAGUCCGCAUAUUUUCCCAGCACGCUGCGCCAUUGGCGGACAACAAAAGCAAAGCGAACAACAAGCUCCGUCGCAGAAGAGCGCGACAUGUUCGCCAAGGUUAUCACCAGCUUCGGCUUGCGGACCCGCUGCUGGAUCCAUGUGAAGACGCGGCCGGCGGCCGAAGUGACGAGCCUGGCGGUCGAACCUCGGCAGCCUGCGCGCCGCCCCGCAUCGUCCACCUGCACCGGCGCUGUGUCGGACGACGUCGGCCGGGUGAAAAGCAUGGACGAGCUGGGCGGGCCGAGCUUCCUCAGCACGCUCAACUGGCUCUUCGUCAAGGGAUACUUCAAAACCACGCAGCAGAUGCAAAUCGAGCACAAGAAGCUGUACGGACCCCUGUGGAAAUCCACCUACGGCCCCCUGGUAGUCGUCAACGUGGCCAGCGCCGAGCUCAUCGAACAGGUUCUGCGCCAGGAGGGUCGGCACCCGGUCCGUUCCGACAUGCCGCACUGGAGGCACUACCGAGAGGUGCGCAACCAAGCCCACGGGCCCCUCACCGAGAUUGGGGCCAAUUGGCUGCGUAUCCGCAGCAUCCUGAAUCCUCGCAUGCUGAAGCCAAAGCACGUUGUCUCCUACGCCGACACCAUCAACCCGGUGGUGGCCGACUUUGUGGAACGACUCUGCUGGUUGCGCCUCAACAACAACAAUGGCGUCACCGACCUGGUGCCCGACGUGACUGAAGAACUUUACAGGUUUGCUUUUGAAGGCAUCUGCUCGGUGCUGUUCGAGACGCGUCUGGGCUGCCUGGAGCAGGACAUACCCGUGGAGACGCAAAAGUUCAUCCACUCGGUGGGGGAAAUGUUCCGGCUGUCUUCUAUCGUCAUCCUCUUCCCAAAGCGCUACUGGCCCUACCUGCCCUUCUGGAAAAACUUUGCGGCCACCUGGGACCACCUCUUCAAAUUUUCGGAAGAGCUAGUACAGAAGAAGCUGGAGGAGCUGGGGAAGAAGGAGCAGGUGGAUGGUGACAUGGAGGGCGCCUAUCUGACUCACCUGCUUCUCAGCCAGAAAAUGAACGUCACCGAGAUCCUGGGAAGCGUCACCGAACUCCUGCUGGCGGGAGUCGACACGACAUCCAACACCAUUUCGUGGGCUCUGUACCAUCUGGCUAAGGAGCCUGGCAUCCAGGACCAACUCCACCAGGAAGUGUCGACUGUUUGUCCCGCCUCACGCGGAAUGCCCACCGCCGAAGAUAUCACCCGAAUGCCCUACCUGAAGGCUGUCGUUAGGGAGACGCUGCGGCUUUACCCCGUCGUACCGGGAAACGCUCGCCUCACUGUGGAAAACGAGAUUGUGGUGGGAGAUCAUCUAUUUCCUAAAAGGACUCUGUUCCACCUGUGCCACUACGCCGUCUCCCACGACGACAGCGUUUUUCCCGAGCCGCAUCGCUUUCUGCCGCAACGAUGGCUGCGGCAGGAGAACACCAAGCAGCAGCAACACCCGUUCGGAUCGGUGCCUUUCGGGUUCGGGAUCCGGGCUUGCCUGGGUCGUCGGGUGGCCGAGCUUGAGAUGUACCUGCUGCUGUCCACGCUAAUCGCUCGUUUUGAGGUGAGGCCUGACCCCAGCAGCACCGGACCCGUCAAACCUAUCACCAGGACUCUGCUGUGCCCGGCCGCGCCCAUCAACCUCAUCUUCAAGGACAGACAAGUGUGAUGGGCAAGGCUUGGUUCAGAAAACAAACAAACACUUUUUGUGUGACACUUUUAAUUAAGGCAUUGCCUACAUUGGACUUCAACUAAUAACAUGAUUGAUUUUACUCUAAAAUUAACAAUUUUAUUUUAGCGAGACGUUUGCACUGGUAAGAAAGAGAGUUUUUGUUUGUGUGUGUGUGUCUGUGUGUGUCAGUGUGUGUAUGUGUGUCUGUGUGUGUGUGUUCGCGCGUGCUACAAAACCUUUAUUGUUGAUAUGGUUUUAUUAUGCAUUUAAGCAACAAAAUGUAUUAACGUACUGUGAUGUUGUACAUUGGUUGAAAGAAAAAAAAAAAGACAUGCACAUA